Messenger RNA from Xenopus laevis (African clawed frog), 1315 nucleotides. RefSeq lists its product as uncharacterized. Lineage: Eukaryota; Metazoa; Chordata; Amphibia; Anura; Pipidae. The transcript is spliced from 10 exons. The record is from RefSeq and is a predicted model, not a curated record. The coding region runs from base 1 to 1254 and encodes 417 amino acids.
AUGCAAGAGAUGCUUGCAGCACAGUCAAUACAGCUGUUUCACUUACAACAACAUGUGGAUGAUCAAGAGAAUAGGAGUCGGAGGAAUAAUAUACGCAUUAAGGGUUUGCCUGAAGCCACUGGGCCAGAGGAUCUCCAUCCUUCAAUACAGGACAUCUUUAACAAUCUGCUUGGUCGCCCGAAUGGCACCCACCUCGAGAUGGACUGUGUGCAUCGUGAAACGCGCCCUUUUAAUCCAGACGCCAAAUACCCUAGAGAUGUCAUCUGCAGGAUCCAUUUUUAUGCAGAGAAAGAACAGAUCAUGCGUAAGGCAAAUGAAAGGAGGGAAAUUGAUUUUGACGGAGCAAAGCUCAAGAUCUUUUCGGACUUGUCGAAACCCUCAGAUAAAGGGCGAACGGCAGUGCUCAAAACACCAAUGGACUUGGAAGGCUUUCUAAAGCGGCUAAGUUUACCGCAGAUCGCAUUACCGGCCUGGACGCACCCACAAUGGAACCACAGAGGAGAGCGACUUGAAGAUGCAACAACAAGGAUUUUUAUUUCGACGAUGGAGAAAUCAUUGAGAAAUCCAUCUCUCAAGACGCUGUACUCCGUCCUGAAGAACUUUAGGGAGGAAUAUACAGACUUUGAGGCCCUUGCCUCUUAUUACGAAGAUCACUACCAGGACCAAAACAGCAAGAACCUCAACCUAAAACACUUCCUUCUUACAUGUGUUGAGGACCCGAGGAUGAGGGCUAAGGAGAACAUUGCCCAAUACAUUUUAAUGCUCGACUCACUGGAAGUGCUCAAGAGGGAACGUGCCUCCCUCAAGAAUGCCAAGCUGCCUCCUGGUCAUCCAACACGACUGCAAAACCGGAGGCAGAAAUAUGAGUAUCUGCGGCUGGAGAAUACCAUCAAAGAUCAUUUUUGCCAGUUUCAAAUCGAGCUCUUGAGGGAGCAGAAGCUGCGGGAAGCUGCUCGUAAGAAACACACGCACAAACAAACUCCUGCAGCUAAAGAAAAGGAGGAUGGAGCCACUGCAGCAGCAGAAGAGGGAGCCCUUGCCUCACAGGGGAAAGAAGAACGAGCAAAAGAAAAAAAAGAGGAGGAAGAAGCAGCUCCCAAAAAAGAACAGCAAGAGGAGCAACAGGAGAAGAUGGAGGAGCAAUCUCCUGCAGUGAAAGAACAGGUAGGAAUGAAGAGGAAAAGGAAUGAAGAGGAAGCUCCAGCAGCUCCUCCAAGGAAGCGGCCAAGGAAGGACUGCAGAGGAUUUAGGUAAUGUAUCUAAUUAUUGUCUAUUGCUUUUCAUCUGCAGAUGCCCCACGUUGGCAAGUGCAACC